Molecule: messenger RNA, 2223 nt
Organism: Oenanthe melanoleuca
Lineage: Eukaryota; Metazoa; Chordata; Aves; Passeriformes; Muscicapidae
Product: skin secretory protein xP2-like
Exons: 3
Coding region: 17-1159 (380 amino acids)
Source: RefSeq, a predicted model, not a curated record
CGCAGCCGCCGUGCCGAUGCCACGUGGGAGGCGGCGGAGCCGCCGCCGCCGCCGGGCCGGAGCCGCGGCCCCGCUGACGCUGGGGACGGCGCUCGCCGGGCGGCGCGAGGAGGGGAGGUCGCGGAGCCCCCGGGACCGCGCCGGGAUCGCCGAGACCCGAUGGGUGCUCGGCGCGGUAGCGCCCGGCUCGCGGCUCGGCCUCCCGGGCCUAGAGGCGCUGGCGGCGGCGGCCGGGCCUAGGGGCGGCUCCCCGCCCUGGGCGGCGCCAUCGCUGCUGCAGGUGCCGGCGGCGGCCCAGCCGGCCCCGCGGCGGGACGGCAGCGACCUGCCGGCCGGCGCGCCCGCCGCCCUGGCCGUGCUGCGCCUCCAGCCCGGCGCCGAGGGCUCGGCGCGGGCGGCAGCGGCGGCGGCCGGGGCCGCGCCGCGCCUGCGGACCGUCUACGUGAACCCGCGCUGGCUGGAGCGCCAGGCCGCGCUGGGGGCGGCGGCGGCGGCCGCCAGCCCCUGCGCCGAGGCGGCGGCAGCGGCGAGCGGCGCGGCCGGGGCCCCAGCACCGGCCCCGGCUCCGGCUCCGGCUCCGGCCCCGGCCCCGGCCCCGGCCCCGGCUCCGGCACCGGCGGCUCCGGCGGCGGCGGGGCAGGGCGAGGCCGAGGCGGCGGCCACCCCCUACGUGGGGCUGCGGCGGCCGCUGGGCUACAAGCUGGCCAAGGCCACCAAGGAGCGGAUCUGGCGGGGGGAGUUCAUUGACCUCUUUUCCUUGCUCCACACAGAGCUGGCCCCCGAGCACGGCCCGCGCCCGGGGGACACGCUGGACCAGUGGGUCUCGGCCUUCCUGGUGUACGCCAGCGUGCUGUGCGAGAAGCACCCGGCGCGCUGCGGAGCCAUGUUCAAGUACCUGGACACCAUCCGCAAGCUGCACGCCACCUACGGCGGCACCUCCUGGAUGAACUACGAUGAGGACUUCCGGCGGCGGGCGGCCAAGAACCCCUCACUGCCCUGGGGCGACGUGGACUUGGACCUGUGGAUGAAGUGGAUGGCGCCCCUCAAGUCGCUUGUCCCCAGGCGCCCGCGUGCUGACAGCGAGACGCAGGCCUCGCCGGCCCAGCCGCCACCGCCGGGCCAGAGCCCCAAGCAGGAGGAGAAAAGCCAGACUCCAUGAAAACAGAAGACCAGUUGGGAUGGGAGUCAGACUAAGUGGCCUGACUCCGUUGGUGUUUAAGUGGAGCUCUGGUAUUCUAGUGCAUUCUUUUACCUCUGCUUCUGUUGCGUUGCAAGCUGUGCUAGAGAAGACGUAGGAAAUUGAUUUUACCCAAUCAGCAAUUGUAACAAUGGACUACAAACCUGCAGAGCAAGCCAGUUUGCUGGAAAACAGGAAUUCCUGCAGCGCAGCACUUGUCACAGACUAUCCAAAGAGGGCAAAGAUUCAGGAAGGUGAAUAAAUUGAACACUGGUUGAAUGAGGUCAGGAACACUCUCCCGGAGGAGAAUCCUGACCUAAAAUACUACUUUGAAAGUAAAAGCCAAUUUAAUGUGCAGAUUAAACCUUCUCAUUUGACCAAACGUGUGCAAUCCUGGAUCUUUGCAGAUCACAACCGGACACUUCAAAACCUUGUGUAUUAUAUUUGUUAAAAAAAAAAUAAAUCAUAACUUGUCUUGUUACAGCUGUUACUUUUGCCAUUUCAUCGAGAGUAUCUGCAACUUAAAUGUGUAUUUGACUCAAAAAAGUGUCAUACACUCGGGAUAAUAACUCAGGUUGUCAACAGAAUUAUUCUGUGAGGCUCAGUAUCCUCUCCAUUGUUCUGCAUUAACUGUUGCCGUCAUUGCCAAUAGCCCAAUUGUGCAUUAUAAAAUUCUUCAUCAAUUAUAAUGAUUCAUCUAAGUUAUAAUUCUUUAUUUUUAUCCUAGUAGAAUACUUAAAAUCCUGACCAUCAGACUAGACCUUUGUAGUCUGGUGUUCAUGAAAAUGUUUUUCACUGAUUCACAGUCUUCAUUCUGCAUCUCAGUAUUUUGUUUUCUUCUUUUUCCUCACAUACUAAGAGGUAUGGUCAAGGUAAUACUGUGAUCCAGUAAUGCACAUUAUGGUAAGGGUUUGCCUUUAGUUGUUUCAGGAAAAAGCUUCUCCCUUUCUCAAUAUUUUCAAUAAUACGCAUAACAUAAAAUGUUUGUAAAUUGAUAUCAAACUGUUUGUGACUUCACCUAAAUAAAUUUUUAUAUUUAAAUGCUA